Messenger RNA from Plenodomus lingam JN3, 1410 nucleotides. RefSeq lists its product as uncharacterized. The record is from RefSeq and is a predicted model, not a curated record. Lineage: Eukaryota; Fungi; Ascomycota; Dothideomycetes; Pleosporales; Leptosphaeriaceae.
AUGAAAUUCAGUACAAUACUAGCCGUGCUAGGCGGCGUUGUCGCAUCUGUCCAUGCCCAAUCGCCGUUGACAGCUAUGGCGAGGCAGAUGCCUCCAUGUGCUUUGUCAUGUUUCACACAAGAGAUACCGAGGUCAUCAUGUGCAACAAAUGUCACAUCAUCGUGCAUGUGCGGCAAUAAAGCGUUGAAUGCUGCAGUAGGGGCCUGCGCUAGUAAGACCUGUACCAACUACGAGUUGCUCCGAUUAAAACACAUAUCCGAUAAAGGCUGCGGACGUCCAGAGCGCUAUCAUGCCGACCCAUUCAUCUAUCUGGGUACUGUUGGUGCUGUUGCGGCCGUCGUGGUAUACCUCCUCCGUCUAUGUGCCAGUAUUGGCAAGCGUGGAAGGGCACUCUCCUGGGACGACUUGACCAUGGGGAUAGUCACUGCAUGUGCAAUCCCUCCCGCCGUAUUCAUCAAAAUGUUGGUCGAAAACGGACUUGGUCGAGACAUGUGGACCUUGAAGGACUAUCAGAUCACCAAUGUGCUCUAUUACUACUACAUAGGUGAGAUCUUCUACGUUACCGGGCUCGGUAUCUCGAAGAUUUCUAUCCUCUUCUUCUAUCUGCGCGUCUUCCCAGCCAAGGACUUCCGUAACAAGAUAUACUGGUGCAUGGGAGUAUGCACCGCGUACACAGUCGCCUUCUUCUUCGCCACAACAUUCCAGUGCAUACCUGUCAGCAUGGCCUGGAACCAAUGGGACGGAAUUCACAAGGGGUUCUGCAACGACAUCCACUUGCAAGGCUGGAUUGCUGCUGGAAUCAACAUCGUUCUGGACGCAUGGGUCAUGGUCCUGCCGUUGAGAAACCUGGCCAAACUGAACAUGAAGAUCAAGCAGAAGCUCAUGGUCAUGUCCAUGUUUAGCGUUGGUAUCAUCGUCAUCUUGAUCUCGUGUUUGCGACUGUAUUCGCUCGCUCACUUCGCGCGUUCCAAGAACAUCACAUGGGAUUACGUGGAAGCUGCAUACUGGAGUCUGCUCGAAAUUGACGUCUCCAUUAUCUGCGGUUGCAUGCCUGCACUCCGGCUACUUGUCACCAUCGCGGCGCCCAAGAUACAGUCCAAGAUGUCCUUCGGCUCGAGCAAGAACAAUUCUUCUCAAGGAUCAAAACUUAGCGCCACCAAUCAGUCCAAUGGAACGGACACGACCAAGAGCAUGACUACGAUCUCAGUCAAGCCAAAAUCUGGGGAUGAGAGCGACUUCGUCCCGCUAGUCGAUAUCGACUCGGGCAACGGUCGUCCUCAACAUAACGACGCUCACUCCGACAUGGACCGAAAGGAGCAUUCCAGUCACUCGAUGAAGGAGUCGGUGUCCAACGAUCACCUAGAUGGCUGGCCAAUAGCCAGCGCAACAGUGGGCAAGGAGCACAUCUGA